CUGAAUGGUUGAGUGUUGAGGCAAUUGAACUCAACUUACCAUUCAUUUGAUUGAAUAGACAAUCAAUUGAUAAGAAGUGAUUGUUUGUGAAGAAGACAUAUUUGAUAUGAAUUUCAUUGAAACCAAUGAUUGAUUUGUUUUGUCAUAAGAGUCAACACUUCUGAAGGGAUUUUCCCCGAAGUUGUCGCAAUUGCGUGGAAUCCGUCAUCAAUGUUGGAUCAGUUGAAGACAUGGAGUCAACCAUAAGAGAGAGACUGUCAUUAGUGGCGGCCAUCGGUUGUGGCAUAGCUUUCGGAGUGUCCGGUAUUUACACGUAUUUCGUGACAAACCGUCAAAUCAAUGAUCAGAUCAAUAGUCUCACGAAUACUGUCGAAGACCUUAAGAACGAAGUGAAGGAACUGAAGGCCCAAUCGAUGGCCGCCUCUCAAACACAUUCACCCAUUCAUUCACAACUGUUUCACUUUGACUCCGGAGCCGAUGGAAGCGAUCCAUUCAUUAAUCGUCUCAACUGUUCCGGUGAUAACUUUUCCGUCAAUCGGUGCCAAAUCGACGGUCAAUUGAAUGCCCCUCCGGUUGACUCCAGUGUCACCACUGAUGACAACGAAGAGUUCUUCGACUUUACCGAAGGAGAAACAGAAUCUGAACACAACGUCUCAAUCAAUUAUGGCAACAGUUUUGACACCAAAUUAGACAAUAAUUAUAAGAAUAGUGAUAUCUCUUUGGAGCAAUUGAUCCAUAAAUUUGACACAUUGUUAGAGGACUCGUCUGUCAAUAAGAAAGAUCUUUACGAACAGAUUCUUGAGACCCAUUCGAAGUUUGGUAAAUCUGUGGACAUAAUGUGGAGGACAGCAAAAGCCACACAUUUAUAUGGAAUCUCAGCUCAAAAGGAGUCCAAUAAAGAACUGAUGAAGAGUUUAGCGUUUGAGACAUUAGAUUACGCUAAGAAAGCCAUUGAAUUGGAUGAGAAAAAUCCUGAAUGUCACAAAUGGUAUGCGAUAGCCAUCGGAUCUCUUAGUGAUUUCAUUACUACCAAAGAGAAGAUAUCAAAUGGCAAUCAAUUUAAGAAACACUUAGACAUAGCUUUAGAUUUGAAGCCAAAUGACCCGUCUCUACACCAUAUGUUGGGCCGCUUUUGCUACGAAGUGUCGCACCUGAGUUGGGUCGAGCGGAAGGUGGCCUCCGCUCUCUUCUCCAAAGUCCCCGAGUCUUCAUUUGACGACUCUUUACGUCAUUUCCAAAAAGCAUAUGAUUUGAGACCCGAAUGGAAAGAGAAUAUUCUGUUCAUCUCAAAGAUCCUGAUGAGUCAGAAGAAGUACAGCGAAGCCACUAAAUGGAUAGACAGGGGGUUAGCCAUGAAAUGCAUCGGUGAGGACGAUGUCAUUGCUCACCAACAGUUAGAUUUACUUAAUACUAAAGUUCUUAAACAUAAAUAACAAUAUUUUCUAUUUAAUUUCUAUUAGAUUUAAUUGCAAGCUUGACAAAAAUUAUGUUUAUUUAUUAGAAUUUAUUUUUCUAUACACUAUUAUUACGGUACCUUUUUAUGUUUCAAACUGUUUGAACAAAUGACCACAAAAUGUGUCCAAAGAUCAGACCU
Messenger RNA from Oppiella nova, 1594 nucleotides. Lineage: Eukaryota; Metazoa; Arthropoda; Arachnida; Sarcoptiformes; Oppiidae. The record is from the annotation of a GenBank genome assembly.